GACGAUAUCAGCGGAUACAGGCUCUCUGCUUCACAAAACUUUCAUCUUAGCCGAUCGGCAGGAGCGCCUUGACAUUAGAGGGCAGUGAUAUGAGUAAGUUCACUCCCACGAUCGAAAACGGGAGAAAUACUGCAAACGCUCUCUGAUAAGCCACCUGUAAGCCAGCCUGUGUCGUUCGUUAAAUUGCGUUCCAAGUUAUUGCUCUGCGCAUUCUCUCGCCUGCCAGGUUACUCGCUUGUUCAUACGCUGCAUCCGCUCUCGUGUCCUGGGGAGGAGAUAUUGUUUGCAGCAUGUCAUUCACCGAAAGCAGGACCUGGUCACCGCUAGCAGCACCUCGUCACCGUUAGGCCGUUCCGACUUCUGCAUCGAUUAUCCACCCUGGGAAUGAAUUUGUCACCUACUGAAGAGUUUGCUGCCUCAAACUUGUCAAAACAUUGCACGAACCUUUGAUCGCGCCCAGUGUGCGCUGUGCGACAAAGACGAUUUUCAGUGCGAGAGCUCAAAACGCAGCUUCAACGCUAGCUCCGCUCCUCAUAAAGCUCAAACGUAAUGCAAGUGCCAUAGACACAAUGCGAUGGGAGUCCUACGGCAUGUCAGAAGCAGUCCGGUUGCGCUUUUGGUUUUGCUGCUCGCGCACGUCCACGGCGCCCGUUUCCUAGCAAGCGCAGAUGCACAGGUGCUGGUCAGAGACUCUAUUAGCUUCUGGGCAGCGCUUUCCAGCGACGGCGUCCAGACAGUUUUGCUCAACAGCUCACUGGUCCUCAAUACAGCUCCACCGGGCGGGACGCUCGCACUCAAGAGAAAUGUGACCGUGCAGCCGACCGCUGCUGACGGGUCUGUGAAGGCGUUUGUGGACUUUCGGGACCAGCCUAUGGUCAUCGCCAUUGCACCCGAUGUCACCCUGCAACUAUUGGAGCUUGAGCUGGUCAAUAUGUACGGGCUGGUGGGCCCGGGGCUGAACAUCAUCCGGCAGAGCCCGGGCGGGCGUGUCGCCCUCAAAAACUGCGUGACCAUCAGGCGUGCGGGGCUGCCGACCGACGCGGCAGUGGUCAACAUGCGGUCCUGGCCGCGGCCCGUCGGCGUGCCGGGGCCGCAGCAGGCGGUGGUCCUGCCCAACCUCACCUACAACUCCACCCGCAGCAGCCCCAAGCACCCCAUGGUGUGGAACCGCCCGGUGGCGUUGAUGGUGGACUUCCAGACCACCCUGCCCGCUGACAGCUCUCUGGCGUUCCAGGGCCUGUAUCUGGGUGGCUUCACCUACUCGGCCUUCAACUCCAUCUACUUUGCGGACGUGCUGGUCGACCCGGCCUGUCUGGCCUCGGGGCGCCCGGGCGACGAGUGUGUUGCCGCAAAGCUGCAGAGACUGAACGAGGAGGCCGCCGCCGAAGCACAGCGGCAGCAGGGCGCGUCAGCGCCCUCUGACAGCAGAAGCCUGAGCACAACGGACACCAUCGUGGUCGCCGUGGUGGUCCCGGUGGGCGUCGUACUGCUGGCGGCGCUGGUGGCGGCGGCGGUGCUGACCCGCCGCCGCCGGGCGCGUGCGGCUGGGUACGGCAAGGGCCCGCCGCCGCUGUCUGACUCUUCCAGCUCCGCUGCCGCGCGGCCGCCGGCGGGCGAAGCACCGAGCAGCAGUGCCGCACGCAGCUCUGACAUCUUCAUGGGGCUGGAUGAGGGGUCCAUGCCGCCGGUGUGGACACAACAGUACGAAGAAGAGGCCGCUGUGGAGUUCCGUGCUGCCGCUACACAGCAGGACGCUACCUCAGCCACAGCCGUAGACGGCAUGUUGUCACAACUUAUAAAUGCUGAUGCUGCCAGGCCACGUGCGCCGGCAGCAGCGGUGGUGGGUGAAGCUGCUGCCCAGCACGUGGCAGAGGAGGGCAUGCGCCCUGCGGCUGCGCUCGUGGCUGCGGCGCCUUUGGCUGCGUCCCCUGCGGCGGCGGCCCUUGCGACAAGCGCGGGCGCUGCUGGGGGCGCAGCCCAUACCACGGCGGCGGCAGCUGGGGGCGGUGGUAUGGGCAGCGGCGGCGCCUCUGAAGGCGUGGCCGUAGCAUUCAAGGACGGUCAGGGGCAACCGCCGGCCGACCAGGCUGUGGUGGUGCAGCCGGCGGAGGCGCCGCGGCCCUCGGACGUGGCCGAGGAGCUGGCACGCAUGGCGCGGGAGGUGCGGAUGCAGGUCAAGGACGUCACAAUCCGGAUCGACACCGUGCUGGGCACAGGGGCCUUCGGCGUCGUGUACGGAGGCAUUUGGCAGGGCAUUCCCGUAGCGGUGAAGACGGUGAUCAUCUCGGCGUCACAAGAGCGACGCAAGCGCGCGCUACAUGAAGCGGCGUUGUGCCAAUCCAUUGUGCACCCGAACAUCAUCGCUACGUACGCGUGUGAGCUCCAACCCAUCGGCGCGCCCGUGGCCUCCGCAUCUUCCGGUGACGGAGCCACGACCGACUCGGGCCGCACCGGCCUAGCAUCCAUGAUGCCUCAGAUUGUGGACUGGCGGCUGUACAUCAUUCAGGAGUUGGCGGACGGCGGGCCGCUCAGCAAACUGUACGGCCGCCCUGACAUCUGGCCGGCACCGUCCGCGCCACGGAUGGUGCCGGUGGUUGCCAUGGCGUUGGGCAUUGCACGUGCGUUGGCGCACCUGCACUCCAAGCGUAUCAUUCACGGAGACCUGACCCCUAACAACGUGAUGCUGAAACAAGAUUCCUCCGAGCCGUCUGGCUACACAAUCAAAGUUGGCGACUUCGGUCUGAGUGUGAUGCUGCCGCAUAACCAGAGCCACCUUAGCAACCUGCGCAUGGGGACCAUGUUCUACAUGUGCCCGGCUGUUAUCUUCAAGGGCCAAGUGGGCCCCUCGUCAGACGUCUUUUCGCUUGGAGUCAUCUUGUGGGAGCUCUUCCACGGGCGCAAGGCAGGCGUGAUGACCCGAUGUGGCCCCCGCUACUCCUCCAUCUUCCCGGCCUUCCCGCCCAGCUGCCCGCCGGCGUACGUGAGUGUGGCGCUCAACUGCCUGCAGAAACAAUCGGCCAACCGGCCGAACGCGGAGCUCGUGGUGCAGCAUUUGGAAGGGCUGCUGCAGUGCCUUAAAGCAGGGCAGUGCUGACGCUACGCAUGCGCUGCAUAGUAACACCGUAAGAAAUCUAGAAUUGGAAAGAAGUGCUGCUGGGUGGCGACAACUGCAUAACGCACCGUGUUAGCCUGCAGCAGGUCGGGUCUAGCCCUGCAUGCUUCCGGGAACUGAUACAGUACAGUUGCGCACAUGAUACCAAUUAUGUCUACCUACACCAAGCGUUGCACGCACCGUACACCGUACAUAUGCACUCUUUUGAAAGACUCUUCAUGCAAGCGGCGGCUGAUGAUUAGCGCUUUGCAAGCUUGCACUGCCCUUCGCAUUAUGCAAUGCCGUACCAUAGUUGCGUGGCGUUGCGCAGAGUACACACGGUACGGAAGGUAGCUAGCCGCUUUCCAUGUAUGAUAGCUGCAAAGCGUCCACGCAGCUCUUAGAACUGAAGAAGUUAGGUGGAUCAGUACUGCGCUGCUGGCCAUUGGCGAUAAAGAGCGUUUGCCAAGGAGCAAGAUAUUUCCACAUUGACACGGAUCCAUGUGCUCAUGCUCAAUGACGUUGCAAUACACUCUGCUGCAUUAACUUCUGUGUUGACAUGGAUACUGAUGAUUUGUUGCGUGACGGGCUUCAUUAUGUGUGAAUGCACGAAGUCAAGGAAGUAAGGCUACGGCACGUUUGCGUACACUCCAUGGAUCCAAGCGCGCCUGAUACUUGCUCGAACUGCUUGAUCAUUUUGGUGUGUGGGUUUUAGCCGCCGCCGGAAUGAGGCUGUCUGCCCAUACAUGGAGGCAGUGUUUGUCCAUUCGUCUGUCAUUGAGGGCAGGUGUCCGGUGGUGCCCCUGGCGGGUAUGUGAGGCAACUUCUUGAAUGUGCGCGGGAUGGAUGUCCGAAUGUGGGCCGCAGGCAAUGCAGCAUUACCGAAGUGGCAUGUGAUAAGUCUGCGCGGGGUCGUACGGGUACGCCAAACGUCUAGCAGGCUUAGUAUUAUGGUCUUGCCAGCUUGUCUCGAGCUGAUGCUUACUGCAUUCCGAUACUGCAUUCUGAUAAAGAACACGUGUGCACAGGAUGGCAGCGGUCCAUUUCGCUGGACGGCGCGCCGCAAGUUGAACCCGCGUUGGUGUUACAACAAGAGAGAGCUUCUCCGGCACCUGCCAAGCCCUCCUGAACCAUAUUUUAUGCAUUACAGUCAGCAUCGGGUUAACACGGGGUUUGGGUAGCUCAGUUGUAACGCUGGCGUGAAUGGGUGUUGUGCUUGGUAGAGCGCGGCCUGAGGUUACAAACCGACCCCAGCUUUGUCUGGGAGAUUAGGCAUUUCGAAACCAUCGGCCUCAGACUGGUGCACGUGGUGUGGGCUCAGCCCGGUUUCCCUUCGGGCCGGAGAUGGUUCCCUCCUGACCUGGGUGCUGGGUUGGUCGGACUGUCCCUCCUUGCAAAGUCGCAUUCGUAACCUGCUUCAUUUAAUCAGAACUGAUACCGUACCGUACGUUGAUCUGACACGCGUGUAAGCUUCGCACUCAAGUAAAACAUGCCGUUCAUCCUCUACUCCUUAGAGGU
Chlamydomonas reinhardtii is the source of this 4609-nucleotide messenger RNA. RefSeq lists its product as uncharacterized. The coding region runs from base 575 to 3094 and encodes 839 amino acids. Gene Ontology annotation, biological process: protein phosphorylation. The record is from RefSeq and is a predicted model, not a curated record. Gene Ontology annotation, molecular function: protein kinase activity; ATP binding. The transcript is spliced from 18 exons. Lineage: Eukaryota; Viridiplantae; Chlorophyta; Chlorophyceae; Chlamydomonadales; Chlamydomonadaceae.